AUGCAACAUCAAUAUUUAGAUAUACUGGUCUUAAACAAAACUCGUCUUGAUGAAACUAUUAGUAAUUCUGAAAUAUCAAUUGAUAAAUAUACGUUUGUUAGGAACGAUCGAACACGACACAGAGGCGGUGUAGCUAUGUAUAUCCGAAAUUCAAUUCAUUUUAAUCUCAGAAAUUAUCUUCAUGAUGAAGCCCUUGAGUUUCUGUGCGUUGAGAUCAGUAAACCUAAAGUUAAACUAUUUCUAAUAUCAACGUGGUACAGACCUCCUAAUUCUUGCAAGGAUCUCUUUGACAAACUUCAGGUAAUUUUAGAUAAAAUUGAGUUCCUUGGUAUUGAAAAUAAUAUCAUUUGUGAUUUAAAUUGUAACAUGAGUGCAUCUAUUGCACAUAAUAAUACUAAACAUUUACUUGAACUAAGUGAGUCAUAUCAAUAUACUCAACUUAUUAAGGAGUCAACUAGAGUUACAAAUAGCUCAUCGACGUUAAUCGAUUUCUUUCUUACUAAUGAACCGAACAACUUUACUUCUGCGGGAGUUAUAGUUCUAGGUAUCAGCGACCAUAACUUAAUUUAUGCUAUCAGAAAACACUCUGGUGUUAAAUCUAAACCUAUAACUAUCAAAUCCCGCAGUUAUAAAAAUUUUGAUGAAACUUCAUUCAAGCAUGACAUUGAUGCUAUUCCUUGGCAGUACAUAGUUUCCUUAGAUGAUCCUAUAAAUGCUUGGCAAAUUUGGAAAAACUAUUUCUUGAUGUUGCUGAUAAGCAAGCUCCAGUCCAACAAAGAAGAAUGA
Paramuricea clavata is the source of this 786-nucleotide messenger RNA. Lineage: Eukaryota; Metazoa; Cnidaria; Anthozoa; Malacalcyonacea; Plexauridae. The record is from the annotation of a GenBank genome assembly.